Schistocerca piceifrons (Central American locust) is the source of this 588-nucleotide messenger RNA. Its product is annotated as electron transfer flavoprotein subunit beta-like. The transcript has 2 exons. Gene Ontology annotation, cellular component: cytosol. The coding region runs from base 1 to 588 and encodes 195 amino acids. The record is from RefSeq and is a predicted model, not a curated record. Gene Ontology annotation, molecular function: electron transfer activity. NCBI's taxonomy places the organism in Eukaryota, Metazoa, Arthropoda, Insecta, Orthoptera, Acrididae.
AUGGCACGAGUUUUGGUUGGUGUGAAGCGCGUUAUAGAUUAUGCUGUUAAGAUUCGUGUGAAACCAGAUAAAACAGGCGUUGUUACAGAUGGAGUCAAACACUCCAUGAAUCCAUUUGAUGAAAUCGCCGUGGAGGAGGCGGUUCGAAUGAAAGAAAAAAAAUUAGCCUCAGAAAUAGUUGCUGUUUCUUGUGGACCAGCCCAAGCGCAAGAAACCUUGAGAACUGCUCUUGCGAUGGGAGUGGACCGUGGUAUCCACGUUGAAAUCUCAGGUCCUGAAUAUGAGACCCUGCAACCCAUUCAUGUGUCCCAGAUUCUUGCCAAAAUUGCAAAAGAUGAGAAAGCUGAUCUAGUUAUUGUUGGAAAACAGGCAAUUGAUGAUGACUCAAACCACCGUUUUAGAUCAUCUGGGGAUGUACCUCAGCUGGGGCUAAAGCUAUUUGAUGCUGGAGGACUGAGGGAACUCAGAUUAUAUGUUCGUAAAAAUCGGCCACAUGUAGCUGUAGCAAAAUACUAUAACUCACAAAGGUUGGACUGCUUCCACUACAUUCCUUAUACGUACAGCAAGAUUCAGAACCAUUAUAAGUGA